AUGGAAAACUUGGAGAACAUGAGAGGUCAACUCACCACAAUCAUUUUAGAUUGUAAUUAUUCAUCACUUCUCCUCACCACUCAAAUCCGAGAUGUUCCCACUUCUCUAAAAUUUAAAACAAUUUUCUUUCCAAUCCUUUCCCAUUUAUUACUUAAAGAUCAAUUAUUCAUAAAUUGGAGAGAUGCUAAAUAUAUUGUUGAAUAUUUACAAAAAUCAAAUGGAAUGUAUAUUGCAGAUAAGCUGAAUUUUUGGUCUGUAAAGUCGUUUGUGUUGCGGGUUUUGGAUUAUGAUAUAAAUGUUUUGAAGAGAUUCAAAGAUUUUACAAAUGAUAAACAAAUAGUCAACCAAUCUGUUAUUCGAAAUGGAUUAUUACUCCAACUUGCAAGUGAAGACUUGAAAAAUGAUAAGGAAAUUGCAAUAUGUGCCUGUAAGCAAAAUGGGCUAGCUCUCAACCAUACCUCCAAAGAAUUACAAAAAGAUAUGGAAGUUGUAAGGCAAGCUCUUUCUCAAAAUGGAUUAGCGCUCGCGUUUGCGGAUAAAGAAUUACAAAAUGAAAAGACAAUUGUAGACAUUGCAAUUGAACAAAAUGGAUUGGCACUUGAAUUUGCAAGUGAAGAGUUGAGGAGAGAUAAGAGUAUUGUUUUGAGAGCUAUUUCACAAAAUGGAGAGGCAAUUAGAUUUGCUUCUAAUAAUGUUAUUUCGAUGGCCAUUUUACAGGAAGGACACAAACCAGAAUAUUUAAAUUAUUCAUUGAAAAAUGACAGGGAACUUGUUUGGAAAGCUGUUAAUCAAAGUGAAGGUGCAUUAAGAUAUGCUUCUGAAGAAUUGAGGAAUGAUAAGCAAUUAAUUUUGAAAGCUCUUAAUUGGGAGGGAUAUGUUUUCUAUUUAUCUCCUCGGUCAUUGAAUGAUAUGGAGAUUGUAAUGCAAGCUUGUAAGCUAUAUGGACUAUCUCUCAAAUAUUUGUCAUAUGAGUUCCAAAAGAAUAAGAAAAUUGUCUUACAAGCUGUGUGUCAAAAUGGAUUAGCUCUUGAAUAUGCUUCGAAGGAAUUGCAAAACAAUAAGGAGAUAGUUUUAUCUGCCAUAAAUCAAAAUGGAAUUUCGCUUAAAUACGCAUCAUCCAAACUCAGAAAUGAUCGUGAAAUAGUUUUACAAGCCAUUAACACGAGAUCUGUGCGAUGGAGUAAGCAACCUAUUGAUUAUGCUUCUCUCAAUUUACAAGAUGACAGGGAAUUGCUAAUGACAGCUUUCAAAUUAAAAACAGGAUCUCUUCGAAAAGCGAGUAAGGACAAGAAAAAUGAUAAGGAAUUAAUGUUACUAGCUGUUGGUCAAGCAGGAACUCUACUCAAACACGCUUCUGAGCGAUUGAGAAAUGAUGAGGAAAUUGUAACAGUUGCUGUUAACCAAGAUGGAUUGGCACUUGAAUUUGCCUCAGAGGAAUUGAGAAAUGAUAAGGAAAUUGUUUUACAAGCAAUUGAGCAAAAUGGAAAUGCAUUUAAAAGUGCAUCUUUUGCAUUGAAGGCUGAUAGAGAUUUUGUAAUGACAGCUAUCCAAAAACAUACAGAAUGUUUUUUACAUGCCUCUUAUGAAUUGCAAAGGGAUAAGCAAGUGGUUUUACAAUAUUUACAAUAUGUUAAAGAUGGGACUAGGUUAUCUCAUUUAUCACAUGAACUGUUGACUGAUAUUGAAAUUGCUCUAAAAGUAAUGGAAAAGGAUUUACAGACCUUUGAAAAUGUACCAAAAGAAGUGUUUCUCAAAAUAUUGACUCAUUGUAAUAUUAGACAUUAA
Molecule: messenger RNA, 1785 nt
Organism: Naegleria gruberi
Lineage: Eukaryota; Heterolobosea; Eutetramitea; Acrasida; Naegleriidae
Exons: 1
Coding region: 1-1785 (594 amino acids)
Source: RefSeq, a predicted model, not a curated record